This is a messenger RNA of Miscanthus lutarioriparius, 600 nucleotides long. The record is from the annotation of a GenBank genome assembly. Lineage: Eukaryota; Viridiplantae; Streptophyta; Magnoliopsida; Poales; Poaceae.
AUGCUGAACAAGGCAGCCGUGAUCAACGCCGGCAAGAACCAGCUCACGGGCCCAAUCCCUUCAUCAUUUUCCUGCCUUAGCAGAGUCGAGCAGCUCAACCACGCCGGGAACUGCCUCUACGGACGUGUUCCUAACACUCUCUGCAGGCUUGCUGGGCAGGCUGGCCACCUGGGCAACCUCACGCUGCGUGGCAACUACUUCACCUCAGUUGGGCCGGCGUGCACAGCGCUAAUCAAAGACCGCGUACUGGACGUGAACAACAACUGCAUUCCGGGCUUUGCAAACCAGAGGCGACCGGCGGAGUGCGUGGCGUUCCAGAGCCAGCCAAAGAAGUGCCCGGAGGUGAGCACUCAGGUGUCGUGGCCUGCUGCAGCUUCCACGAAUGCAGCGGCGCCGGUGGAGAGGAAGGCCAGAGACUACUACAGCUUCCUGACCCGCUUCGAUGAGCUCAGCAUGAAGCCCACCAAGCUCGACCUCCGCCUCACCGACAUCGAACGCCAACGCUGCCCCGAGCUUCAGGAGAACACAACAGCGGAGCUCGAGAAGGAUACCAUGCGCGUCAUGGAGGACGCUGGUCAUGCCUUCCUCAAGUGGAUGUAG